AUGCCAUCAACAUUUUCUUCUUCAUCUUCCCCAGAUCAAGAACAAUUUGAAUUAGUUCAUUUGACAGAACAAGAACUCAUAGAUUUCACUAGAUUUCAAAAUGCUCAAGCUUGGAAAGGGGCAUUAUCAAUUAAAGAUUACGUCUUGAGAGAGCAUGUCUUGGGUAAAUCAAAAAUGGCAACUACACCUCCUAAUAAAUUAUUGAUAUUUAUGUUGAGAAACAAAACAGAUAAAGCCCCGUUGUGUUCUAUUGAAUUUUUAAUACGUAAAAGUAAAAAGUAUACUUUGAACAAACAAGAGAAUGUGGUUGAACAAGAAGACAUUUUAAGUGGAUGUAUUGGUGGUGUUUAUACGUACCCACAACAUCGUGGUAACGGAUAUGCUAGAGUAAUGGUUGAUAAGCUAGUUGUUGAAGCAAAAGAAUUGUUGGGAUCACGGGGAUUUGUCUUUUUAUAUUCUGAAAUUGGUGAAUAUUAUUCUAAAAAUGGAUUUUUGUCUCAAGGGGUUGAUUUGAUUAACAUUCCAUUGACAUGUGAACUGGAUUCUGUUGCAACCACGUCUGAUAUGAAGUAUGAUUUGAUUGGGUAUCAUCAAUUUGAUUCGUUGAUGGAACGUUAUAACAAACAAAAUGAACAAGAAAUAAUAGUAAAAGUUCUUAAGGAUGGGAAGUCACGUAUUACAGUAGUGCCAAAUUCUAAAAUCAUUGAUUGGUUUCAUUUGAGGUCAAAGUAUAUUUCCUAUAAAAUAUUUUAUGAAUCAAAACAAGCCCAUGAACCUAUUGAUUUCUAUAAUGAAUCAUACGAGUCGAUAAAAUCAAAAUUAGAACUGGUUGAACCAAAAUACUUUGGUAUUAAACUUGAAAUUGCUGGGUUCAUUAUUUGGACAAUGGAUUUCAACAAUCAAUCAAAGCCGGAAAACUAUGUCACUGUUUUGAAGAUUGUUUCCUUUGACGAGAAUUCAAAAGAUGAAGUUUCUAUCAAAUUAUUAAGUUUAUUGAAAACCCACUUGAUUAAAAAUCCAAUAUUGAAUGGUAUGAAGACUACCAAAAUAGUAAUUUGGGAAUCAGAAAUCAGUUCAAGUGUCAAAAAUACUUUGAUCAACCAAUGGAAUGCUCAAGUUAAUAUCGAUAACCCUUCCCGUUCUGCAAUAUUGAUGAAUGAUCCUAAAGAAGAUGUAAAAUUGCGUGAGUCUGAUAUAAUAUGGGAAGGAAAUGAUAAACUUCCUUGGUUUUAA
Molecule: messenger RNA, 1233 nt
Organism: Candida dubliniensis CD36
Lineage: Eukaryota; Fungi; Ascomycota; Pichiomycetes; Serinales; Debaryomycetaceae
Exons: 1
Coding region: 1-1233 (410 amino acids)
Source: RefSeq, a predicted model, not a curated record